AUGGAAGUUAAUGAAGAGCAUCCGGUGAUAGAAGUUGCAAGGCCCAAUCUGGCUAACAUGACUCAGGCAAUUGUGAAGCCUGAUUUCAUGGGUCACUUUAAACACAAACAAGAAAAAUCCUCAAGUCGAUGCGGUGACUUGAGAAAUGGGAGAGAGUUGGUAGAAGUGCCUAAGAAGAAAAAGGAGCAGUCUGGGCUCGAAGAAGAAAGAGUGCCAAAACCUGUAGAGGUAGAUGAGAGAAACAAAACAAAGUCUGAGCAAAUAUCAGAGAGGGUGCCACCCUCUUUUCCUCAAAGAUUGAGAAAGAAGAAUGAUGACCACAUAUUUCACAAAUUUCUAGAUAUGCUGAAGCAGAUACAAUUGAACAUCCCUUUGGUGGACAUGCUCCGUGAGUUCCCAAAAUAUGCAAAAUAUAUUAAGGAUAUAGUGGCAAAUAAAAGGAGGUUAACUGAGUUUGAGUCCGUCGCACUUACUGAGGAGUACACUUACAGGAUUCAACAUAAGCUUCCACAAAAGCUUAAGGAUCCGGGUAGUUUUACUAUCCCUGUGAGGAUUGGUGAAAUUGAUGUGGGUAGAGCCUUGUGUGAUUUGGGUGCAAGUAUCAAUCUGAUGCCGUUGUCAGUGUUCAAAUAA
Nicotiana tabacum (common tobacco) is the source of this 633-nucleotide messenger RNA. NCBI's taxonomy places the organism in Eukaryota, Viridiplantae, Streptophyta, Magnoliopsida, Solanales, Solanaceae. The record is from RefSeq and is a predicted model, not a curated record.